Molecule: messenger RNA, 1055 nt
Organism: Esox lucius (northern pike)
Lineage: Eukaryota; Metazoa; Chordata; Actinopteri; Esociformes; Esocidae
Product: C-type mannose receptor 2-like
Exons: 9
Coding region: 112-948 (278 amino acids)
Molecular function (GO): signaling receptor activity
Source: RefSeq, a predicted model, not a curated record
CAGUGACACAGAACUCACAUCACAGGGAGGCUCAGUGAAGAAGUUUGUAGAGGUCUUAAGUGAGAUUACUGACAAUUUCAGAAGGUGUGAGGUCAACAGGACUCCCUCACCAUGGCAGGGUUGAUUGUUUUCUUGCUGCUCAGUGCUGCCUUUUCUCUGGGAGAUCCACAUUGGCGGCCACACAGGUGCCCUGGGGAAUGGCGCCAGUUUGGUUCCCAUUGUGUCAUUUUCGAUGAGACUCCAAGAUCUUGGGCGGAUGCGGAGUUCCACUGUCAGUCUCUUGGUGGACACCUGGCCUCAGUACACAGCUGGCUGGAGUCUAUAUUUCUGGAGGCGUUGACUUUUGAUUUACCUUUGACCUGGAUUGGAGGAACAGAUGGUGGUCAGCCAGAGAUGAGACAGUACAAGAGCUGGUCCUGGACUGAUGGCUCUGGAUUUAAUUACCAACAGUGGGCAGAAGGAAAGCCUAACAACUCUAUUGCUGGAGAGUCGUGUAUUCAGAUGAACUUUGGAGGUAAGCACAAGUGUCCAAAAAGAUGGUUUGAGUUUCAGUCACAAUGCUUCCUGAUUGACAAGACUGCGAGGACCUGGCGUGAAGCAGAGCACAACUGUGUGUCUCUGGGCUGGAACCUAGAGUCUGAGCAUGAUUCCGACAGCUACUCUGGACACUUGGCAUCGGUGCACAACCCUGAGGAAUUCCAGUUCCUGCAGGCACUAACACAGACUGUGAGCCUCUCGCUCUGGAUUGGAGGUUCAGCCCAGGAUGGACGAUGGUCCUGGAGUGACGGCUCCAAAUUCAACUACAAGAUCUGGGCCAAAGGAAAGCCGGAGAACUUUGAUCCUGCCAGAAGGCCAUGUAUCCAGAUGAACUAUGGAGAGAAACACAGGUGGAAUGAUGCAACGUGUGGGAUGAAGUUUCCCUCCCUGUGUUCUCUAAGGACAGAGUAGAUCUGGCAGAAUCAGACUUCAGUGUCACUGAACAGACUAAGGAUAAAAAAAAAGCAUGAAUGUUCUGGUGAAUGCUCCUGAUUUGACUAAUAAAACAAGUGCACACA